This is a messenger RNA of Seriola aureovittata, 2203 nucleotides long. RefSeq names its product chymotrypsin B. The transcript is spliced from 7 exons. Gene Ontology annotation, molecular function: serine-type endopeptidase activity. The coding region runs from base 1302 to 2096 and encodes 264 amino acids. The record is from RefSeq and is a predicted model, not a curated record. Gene Ontology annotation, biological process: proteolysis. Lineage: Eukaryota; Metazoa; Chordata; Actinopteri; Carangiformes; Carangidae.
AGAUAAAUUAUUUAUUCAUCUUUUUAUUUAUCUAUUAAACAUAUAUAUACACACACAUACAAACACACACACACACACAUAUAUACAUACAUAUAUCAGUGUGGAGUCUCCUGUUUGAUAGAACCCUAGCAACCAUUACAGACACUAUGAGGUUUAUUAGACAUAUGAUCCUUGUGACAUGAUCAGAUCAUCACAACAUCAUCUCCAGCUGAUUCAUAGUCUGGACCAACAGCUGGUUAGAAGGUCAGAAAUAAACCUUUCACUAAUUAUUCAGAAUCAAAGUCCCAGUGAAUCAAAGAACCUUCCUGCAUCAGUUCUUAUUGAGAUGAGAGACAGAAGGCUGGAAAUACUGAGGGAACAAGAACAAAACUGGAGAACGACAGGAACAGAACCGGAGGACAUCAUGGGGUUGUAAGCAGACAGACUGACAAAGACAAGACGGGGCACAGAGACUAAAUACACACCAGGGAGGCAAGGGGGAUUGAACACAGGUGAUUGAACACAGGUGAAACACAGGAGGGUGGGGCGGAUUGUGGUCACCACCAUCAACUUCACUGUUUAUUAAAAAAAAACAGCUGAUUGUGUUUUUAACAAGCUUUAUCCAGAUUCACUCACAUUAAUUUACUGCGACCUUUGAACUGUCGGUGAACUCCCUCAGACCCUGAUCUGAGUACAGGUCUGGGGUGUGGUCAUACUCAUGACUCCCUCUGGCUCUGAAGGGGAUCAUCUGUGGUCCUGGUCUGAUGUGGAUCCUGGUGGUUUUAGACUUCUCUACAGAAACCUGUAAUGGAGCAUCAUGAAGUCUCUCAGUCAGGUGACUCACCUGAAGCUCCACCAAGUUCAGAGGACGAGGCUGAACGUUUAAAGUGUUUAAGGUGGUCUUAAAGGUUUUAAGGUGUAAACAGAGAAAUUGAAACUGAGAACAAACGCAUUAAAACUGAUGUUAAUUCACUGACACAUGAACACAUGAACAUUAACAUGAACACAUGAACAUGUGUGUAUCAUGAAUCAGACUCAUGUUCACAUGCUGAAGUUAAAUAAAGUUGAGUUUGGAUAAAAACAGAUCUGCUAACUGGUUUCUGGUGCAUCAUCCACAUGUUGUCAGACGUUUCAGCCAAUCAGACAGCAGUAGCUUGGGACAUGUGACCCGUGGGAACGACACCGUUGCCACAGGUCUGAUAACCAGCUGACGGCUGAGCUGGACAAACCAGCAGAUGCUCUGAUUGGCUGAGGCCGGGCAGGGCUCAGGUAUAAAACAGCAACUCCAUCCUGAACACAUCAUCAUCAUCAUCAUCACCACCAUGACUUUCCUCUGGAUCAUCUCCUGCCUCGCCUUCGUCAGCGCUGCCUAUGGCUGUGGCACCCCCGCCAUCCCUCCCCAGGUGAGCGGCUACGCCCGCAUCGUCAACGGUGAGGAGGCUGUGCCUCACUCCUGGCCCUGGCAGGUGUCUCUGCAGCAAUCCAACGGCUUCCACUUCUGUGGAGGAUCUCUGAUCAACGAGAACUGGGUGGUGACCGCCGCUCACUGUAACGUCAGGACCUACCACCGUGUGGUUGCUGGAGAACACGAUAAGGGCUACGGCUCCAACGAGGACGUGCAGGUGCUGAAGCCCGCCAAGGUGUUCACCCACCCCAGAUGGAACCCCCGCACCAUCAACAAUGACAUCACCCUCAUCAAACUGGCCUCCCCCGCCCGCCUGGGCACCAACGUGUCCCCCGUCUGCAUCGCUGAGUCCACCGACGUCUUCGCCGAUGGCAUGACCUGCGUCACCUCCGGCUGGGGUCUGACCCGCUACAACGCUCCCAGUACUCCCAACAAGCUGCAGCAGGCCGCCCUGCCCCUGCUGUCCAAUGAGCAGUGUAAGAGACACUGGGGUAGCAACAUCUCCGAUGUGAUGAUCUGCGCUGGAGGAGCCGGAGCAACUUCCUGCAUGGGCGACUCUGGUGGUCCUCUGGUCUGUGAGAAGAACAACGCCUGGACCCUGGUCGGUAUUGUGUCCUGGGGAAGCAGCCGCUGCUCCACCUCCACUCCUGCUGUCUACGCCCGUGUCACUGAGCUCCGCAGUUGGGUUGACCAGAUCCUUGCCGCCAACUAAACCUCAGAGACUGAGCUGCCAACACCGGGGUUGACCCCUUGACCUUCUUGGCCUGGCAGUCCCACAACAGAGUGGAUAGUGAAUGAUAAUAAAAACCUUGAACAUCA